Molecule: messenger RNA, 899 nt
Organism: Paramecium sonneborni
Lineage: Eukaryota; Ciliophora; Oligohymenophorea; Peniculida; Parameciidae
Source: the annotation of a GenBank genome assembly
AUGGAAAUUUAAAAUAUUAUUUAGUAAUUUGAAAGAAGUUAAGCUGUUAAUCCUGAAGUGUUCAUUUCUGAUACAGCAGAAUAAGUUACUAUAAGUGCUUUAACAUUAAUCAAAAUGCUUAAAGUUAAAUUCUAAGAUAAUAAUCUAUCAGCAUGUUCGAGCAGAAAUUCAUUUUGAAGUUAUGGGUUUAUUAUUUGGAGACAUCGUUGACGAUUAUCACAUUAGAGUUUAUAAUAUUUUUUUCAAUGUCUUAAACAGCAAGCCGUGUUUAAGUGAAAUUUAUGGAUCCAUUUAUUUAAUAAAAGAUGGUUCUUAUCAACUUUAUAAAUAAAAUAAUUUUUUUUUCUUUUGUUAUAAUAAUGAAUAAAAAUAAUAAAUUUUAAUAUGUACUCAAUAAUCUUAUUAAUAGUUAAAUAAAAAAUAGAUCGGUGUUGUUAUCGAUCCAAUACAAUCAUUUAGAGGGAAAGUUUUCAUCGAUAUCAUUCAGAUAAAUUCCUUAUUAAAUUUACUUAGCUGUAAGAAUCAAGAUAAACUAUAUCAAAAAUACAGGACAUCUUUAAAAAUACGUUUUAGAAGUAUUGUUAAGGGGAUUGAAUAGUUAUUAUUAUUCAAUUAACAUUAAAUUUAAACACAAUAAUUUAAAAUACAAAAUACUUUAAAAUUGAUAUAAGGUUUGUUAGAGAGAAAGUUUAUAGUAAUUAUUUAAUAUUAAAUUAUUACUAGAUGUAAGUCUUUUAAUAAAAAUAGUAAUAACAAUGAAAUUUUAUUUUAGAUAGGAGAGAUUAAUAUUAGAAUAUCAAACAAACCGGUAUUAAUACUUUAUAAUUAAAAUAUAGUUGAAAAAUAAAAAAAAGGAGAAUAAGAAACAAAGAUAAAAAGGAUCCAAAGAGUCAUCUUGA